Messenger RNA from Scleropages formosus (Asian bonytongue), 3357 nucleotides. RefSeq names its product nuclear body protein SP140-like protein. Gene Ontology annotation, molecular function: DNA-binding transcription factor activity, RNA polymerase II-specific; protein binding; DNA binding. NCBI's taxonomy places the organism in Eukaryota, Metazoa, Chordata, Actinopteri, Osteoglossiformes, Osteoglossidae. Gene Ontology annotation, biological process: regulation of transcription by RNA polymerase II. The coding region runs from base 75 to 1781 and encodes 568 amino acids. Gene Ontology annotation, cellular component: nucleus. The transcript has 15 exons. The record is from RefSeq and is a predicted model, not a curated record.
CGUUGGGCGCGAGCGCUGCAAGAAUUGGCGGGAGAGCGAAACAUAUCAGGAGGCGUCACCGUUUUUGUGUCGCCAUGGAGGAGCUUCAGCACACUCAUCAGGUGAAGAUAUUUCGUCAGAAGAAGACAGAAAUAGCAGCCAUGGAGGACCCGUUCCUUCUUUUAAGUGCCCUGAAGGACAGUGAUGUCAUUGAUGAGCAGCAGUGCAAAGAUGUGCUGGGUUUGCAGAGAAUGGAGAGAGUGCGGGCCCUGUACCAUCUGCUGGAGGAGCUGGAGAAGGAACGUUCAGAGCAGAUACCCCUGUUCUGGCAGAUCCUUCAGAAAGAUCAUAUCCAACGUAGCAGCACAGAGCUGCAGGCUGUAUGGCGCAGCCUACUUGAGAGUGUUCCUGAUGUACCUGAGAUACAUGGUGAAGGAAGUAUUUCUUUAGUUUUACCAGUCAAAUGUGGUGAUGCAAAUGGGCAUCUUUACUCAGGGAAACUGUCUACAGGUGAACCAAGCAUUUUGGUCAAAGAUAAAUGGCUGAAACCAAGCCAGUUUGAGGCUUUAGGUGGAAAAGGCCAAAAUAAAAAAUGGAAACAGAGCAUCCACUUAAAUGGCUGUCCCCUUCAAGAUUUUUUGGAGGAUGUUACCACACAACAAGCUGGUGCCACGAAAAAGAGGACUUUUGGUUUUCAAGACGAGAGAGGAAGAGCCCCAAAAAGUAAACAAUCAAAGGUACCUGAAGCUAGCAAGGAAUGCCCUGAUCUGGAAACCUACACCAUUAUCAGUGAUUCAGAGGCAGAGGAGUCCAAAGAGAAAAUAGAAUUUGAAAUUCAUGCUCCAAUCAAGAAGACAGUUCCUGAUAACAGUGCAAAGAAGAAACAUUGCAAAGACAGUAAAGCAAAGGAUAUUAACUCCGUACUUCCAGUGAAAUGUGGGUCAUUAACAGGGAAUCUCAGUAGAAAACGCUUUUUGAAUGAGUUCCGUGGUAAGAGCAUCAGGACUUCCAAGAGGUGGUGCACUCCUGUGGAGUUCCUUAGAGAGGCUUUCUCUAGUAAGAAAGAUGCUGAGUGGAACAGCUGUAUCUACCAUGAGCAGAAUACCUUAAAAGACCUGAUAAAGGAGAAAGUUCUGGAAUACCAUAAUGAGGACUGCCAGUGUGUGGAUUGUGUCGCAGACGCACUGGAUAUGAAUGAUGAUGAAUGCCAGCCAUGUGGUCAGGGAGGUAAUCUCAUUUGCUGUGAUGGUUGUCCGAGGUCUUUCCACAAAGACUGUCACGUGCCACCUAUCACUGGUACACCAAGGUCAGCUGAGCUCCAUGUUGAAAAUUUCACAUCAGGUAGAAACAACCUGUACACUUACAUUCAUUUCAAAUGGUUUUAUUUCAGUGGGGAAUGGAAAUGCACUUUAUGCAGAUACAGUGAAAUACGGACAAAUGAACCUUUGUUUCAGAGGUCUCAGUUUCUCAAUCUUGAAAUAAAAGAUCACCUCUUGAGAUGCCAGUUUCUUCUCCUAAAAAUAUACUGUGAACCCAAGAGUGCUCCAUUCCUGGAUAAUCCUUGUAACCUGCAGAGGUACUGUGAGGUCAUUGAAAAGCCAAUGUGGCUUGAAAAAAUAAAGCAAAAUCUUCUGAAUAAAAAAUACAAGGUCAUUGAGGAGUUUGUUACAGACAUGCACCUAAUUUUCUCAAAUUGUGCCAAGUACAAUCAGAACAAGUCUAAUACUUGUUUCAGAAAAUUUGGAGAAGACCUUAAGGAACUCUUUGACGAUGAACUUAAGAUGUGUUUUUGUAACUCAUGAAAUAAGGCUAAGAAUAUGUAGUCAUUGAGUUGUUUUUCUUUUUAAAAUAUAAAAUGCUCCUGGAGGAAAUGCUGAAUAGCAUGCAGUCACUCGCUGUUGUUUCCCAAUUAUCCAAGUUAGGGUCUGGACUGCUGCAACCCUAUUUCACAAGCACCGAGCACUAGGCUUGUCAGGGUACACUCUGAACCAGUCUAUCACAGGGUCACCACCCACUCAUGCCACUGCAGAUAAUUCAUAGUCACAAUUUAAACAUGUCUUUGGAUUGUGGGAGGAAACCAGAAAUCACAAAUAGAGGAAAACAUUCAAACUCCAUACAGACCAAGUCAAAUUCAAAUGGACAACUGAACAUCCCAGGUGCUGUGAGACAGCUAUGUAUUAUCUGUUUUAAGGGCUUAAAAGAAGCUUGCUUAUUGGCUUAUUUUUAAAUCUUGCUUUGAUAAAUUGCUUUGCGACAUAUAUAAGAUGAAUAACUGCGUUAGUAUUUAAUGCUGUCUUAGAUAUGCUGAUCAAUGUAUUCUAUCUAUUAUUGGGAUAAGCUAAAAAAAAAUAUUUUUCUACAGUUAUCUGUUCUGAAUUGUCUGCCUUAAUAUUGAAUGUAUCAGAGUCAUUCUGUUGUUGCAUAGGAAUACAACAAAAAUACAAGUACAGGUAUGUGCCGCUUUACGACGUUUCGGGCAGCGACGGACCACAUAUACGAUGGUGGUCCCAUAAAAAUAUAAUGGACUGAAAAAUUCCUAUCAAAGAGUGAAGUCGUAGCCAUCGUAUGGGUUGUAACGCGAUGUAUCUCUCACAUCAUGUUUUAAGCGUGUUUUGUAAACAAACCAACUGCUCUUCCAGACAUAUGAAAGUAUAUACGAUUUAUGUAUAGUAGAUAAUACAUGAUAAUGAUAAACAGCUCUGUUACUCUGGUUUAUGUAUUUACUGUACAGUAGUUUUUAUUGCUAUUGUAGAGUGUACUCCUACUUAAAAAAAGUUCCAUAAGGUAAGACAGUACUGUACACUCCAUGGUGUUUGCUUAACAACGAAGUUGAACUGCGACUGGUUACACAGAACGUCAUCCCGUCAUUAAGUGGCACAUACCUGUACCGAUAAAAAAUAUUUUGGUGCAAAGAAGAUGGCAGUAAUGUGUACACAAGCUUUUUAUAUCUUUUUGUGUGUCCACAAGACCCUCUUGGAAAAUCUCAUUCCAUCUCGGCAAAUCUAAUUCUUCAAAUUUGUCAUUGGUGUUAGUGACAGUGGAAGUACCACUCUUUCACAUAAAUUCUUAUUUUUGACAAAAAUAUUUAAAAUUGAAUCCAUUGCACUUGAUCAUUACUGAGAUGAGAAGGAUACAUUACGCAUAAUAUAAUCCAGUAUGUUGGGGGCUUACUGACUUAAUGUUUACUUUUCGAGAAGUCUCCAGUUACAUUUUCCUCUGCAGUUGUGUAAUGGCCUAUAUAUCAAACUGUGUGAAGUUAUCUGUACUUAUUAUAAGUGUUUGGGGUAAUAGAAAAAUAAUGAGGGCAGCACAGGAGGUAACAUGGUUGUUAAGGGCAUUGGCUUGUACACAGUGAAAAUUUCAAGGUAAUACCUAAUA